UGUCAGUUUUGUGAAAAGGCUUUUAUGAACUAUUCCUUUUUACAAAGUCACAUGCAGAGGCGUCAUCCGGAAGAAUCUCAGAUCGAACAGAAGAGGAAAGCAAAGACAGACAAAUUGCAGGAUGAGAUUGAUAAACUGAAGGAGCAGUUGCAGCUCACCAAGUCCCAGUUAGAGGCUGAACAACAGGCUAACAUGGCCAGGUUUUCUAAGGAAUGUGAACAGCAAAAAUCAAAAGAAGAAGAAAUUCUACAAUCAUUUCAUAAAUGGAAAGAGGAGGAAAAAGAUAAAUUGGCUGAUGAAAUAGAAAAAGUGAAAGAGAUGUUUAUGAAAGAGCUUAAGGAGUUAUCUUCAAGAAAUUCAAUGUUAGAAAAUCAACUGUUAGAAUUACAGAAGUCCAAUAUGCAACAAAAAUCCAAUUUAGGGACACUGAAAGACAGCCAAGAAUUUACAGAAGAGAAACCUCAGAGUCCUAAGGAUUAUCACAAUGUGGUUAAACUUCUUGAAAAACAGGAAAGUAAAUGGACAUCUAGAAUAAAAGCCCUUCAUCAUGACCAUGAGACAGAAAAGUCCCUGCUCCUGUCACAGAUUGAGAAGCUUAAAUCAUCAGUGAGAGAAGACUUGAAUAAAAAUAACACCUUUUACAAGAGGAGGAUAGAAGAAUUGGGGCAGAGGCUUCAGGAGCAGAAUGAUCUGAUUAUUACUCAGAAGAAGCAGAUAAAAGAAUUGUCCACAAGAUCAGUUGCAAGCGUCAAACCAUAUGAUAGUAAGUGCAAUCUGUCAGAAAAAGCAGAUUUUGUUUCUGAUAUCAGCAGCUUGGUUUAA
Antrostomus carolinensis (chuck-will's-widow) is the source of this 822-nucleotide messenger RNA. RefSeq names its product zinc finger protein DZIP1-like. The transcript is spliced from 7 exons. The annotation marks the transcript as partial. The record is from RefSeq and is a predicted model, not a curated record. NCBI's taxonomy places the organism in Eukaryota, Metazoa, Chordata, Aves, Caprimulgiformes, Caprimulgidae. Gene Ontology annotation, cellular component: cytoplasm; ciliary basal body. Gene Ontology annotation, biological process: cilium assembly.